GGGGCGGGACGCCAAGCUCGGUUGCGGAGCUGAAACCGGUAACCGAGCACUCCAGCACGUUGUGAAGCCGCUAGUGUUCCUGGCUGCCGCUGAGGUGAUUCACUGAAAUCACUAGUUUCUAAAUCUACGACUUCUUUUUUUGAUAAUUGACCCGCUGAGAUUUCCGGUUGACCAAAGAAAUGGUGAUGGAGAAGCCAAGUGCCCAGCUGGUCGGGCGAGAGUUUGUCCGACAGUAUUACACACUCCUGAACCAGGCCCCUGACUACCUGCACAGGUUCUAUGGAAAGAACUCCUCCUACGUGCACGGCGGCCUGGACAGCAACGGCAAACCAGUGGAGGCUGUUUAUGGACAGUCAGAGAUUCAUAAGAGGGUGAUGGCUCUGAGUUUCCGUGACUGUCACACCAAGAUCAGGCACGUGGACGCCCACGCCACCCUGAACGAGGGCGUGGUGGUGCAGGUGAUGGGGGAGCUGUCCAACAACAUGCAGCCCAUGAGGAAGUUCAUGCAGACGUUUGUUCUGGCUCCUGAGGGAACUGUUGCAAACAAAUUCUACGUCCACAACGACGUGUUUCGUUACCAAGACGAGGUGUUUGGAGACUCUGACUCUGAACCUCCAGAGGAGUCUGAUGAGGAGGUGGAGGAGAUCGAGGAGAGGGUCCCCUCGCCUGACGUGGCUCCAGAGGAGUCGGCUCCCUUCUACGACCCGACAGCCUGUUCAGAGCCGGCGGUCCCCGGUGACGAGGAGGAAGCGGCAGCAGAGAGUCCUGAACCAGAGGCCGAGGUGGAGAAGGAGGCCGAGGCUGCGGCGGUGGAGCUGAAGUCCGAGUCGAUGCUGGAGACGCAAACAGACGCACACGUGGCCGACGACCAGACAGAGAAAAGCCCCGCCGCCGCCCCACCCACCACAGAGCCCACCUCCGCCCCUGCCGAACCCGCCCCCGCCGCCCCAGAGGAAAACAGGCCGUUCUCCUGGGCUUCAGUUACCAGUAAGAACCUCCCUCCCAGCGGGGCCGUCCCAGUCUCAGGAAUCCCCCCCCACGUCGUCAAAGUCACUCCCACAGCACCGCCCAGAGCAGAGGUGAAGCCAGAGUCCCAGACAACAACACAGAGACCACAGAGAGACCAGAGGCCGAGGGAACAGAGGCCUGGAGGUCCUCCGCCGGUUCACAGAGGACCCAGACCAGUACGAGAAGGUGAGCAGGGCGAGUCGGAGGGUCGCAGGGUGGUCAGGUACCCCGACGCCCACCAGCUCUUCGUGGGUAACGUCCCGCACGACGUGGACAAGAGCGAACUCAAGGAGUUCUUUGAACAGUACGGUACAGUCCUGGAGCUGAGGAUCAACAGCGGAGGAAAACUUCCAAACUUUGGCUUCGUGGUGUUUGACGACUCUGAACCCGUACAGAAGAUCCUCAGUAACAGGCCCAUCAAGUUCAGAGGAGACGUCCGCCUGAACGUGGAGGAGAAGAAGACUCGGUCAGCCAGGGAGGGCGACAGGCGGGAUGUCAGGCCCCGGGGUCCCGGAGGUCCCGGCGGUCCCAGAGAGCGAAUAGGAGGAGGCGGAGGCCCCCGAGGGCCCCCGACCCGAGGAGGCAUGGCACAGAAACCCAGCUUCGGCUCGGGACGGGGCGCCGGGCCCAGCGAGGGCCGCUACUCGGCCCAGCGCCAGUGAGACGGCCCCGGGCUCCAAACCUGAGUUAGAUUGAAUUUACUGAGUGGGUGUUGAUUUGACUGCAGCAGGAACUAAUUGGAUAAAGUGAAAUUGAACAAAAACCCUUCAUCACAUCAGAGCACAGAGGAGCAACAAUCUGUAGGAGGUGUCGAGUCGUAGUCGAGUCCCGACUCGUCUCCUCCUCGUUCUUUCUCCUCCCUGUGACAGUAGAGUGUGUGGAGGGUUUUCUGUUUGUAACUGACGCAGGUUUGGUCGAGAGCUUUUCACCGUCGAGUCGCGGCAGCUCCUGCUGAACUCAGCCUGUCUCAACAUCUGUCUGUCAUGAAGACGGCUGCCUCCUCCUCCUCCUCCUCCUCCUCUUCUUCUUCGUCUCCACCAACACAUGUAUUAUUUGGACUUUUGUCAUUUUUUUUGUUUUUUCAUGCUGAACUUGAAUUUAUUAAACAAAUCAAAAACACAAACAUGAAAAAGGGUAAAUACUACUUGAAUUGGGGAUUAAAAACCCAGAGUUUAGGUUUUUUUCGCGUUCUCUCUCCCUGUUUCUUAAAGGAACGUGUACUUUACUGCUUGGGCAAUCCUGUGUAUUGCUGCCUCCGUUGUAUCUAGCGAUGGAUCUGUCUCAUCUUUUUAUUCUAUCAGGUCAAGAGCUGAACUGUACUGGUUUUGUUUGAGUAAUAAUGUUGGCUUGUAAUACGUGGAUUCACAGACGCGUCUGAAUGGAGCAUGUUUCUAAUCAUGUAUCAAAUCCUGUUUGGCUUCUUUACUGAUGCACUUCAUUUGUCAUCAUGUUUAAAACGAGCUCACCUGCCGAUGAGAGAACUAAAUUAAAAGUGAUUUACUGUUUUAAA
Lates calcarifer (barramundi perch) is the source of this 2518-nucleotide messenger RNA. It is a transcript of the gene g3bp1, whose product is annotated as GTPase activating protein (SH3 domain) binding protein 1. The record is from RefSeq and is a predicted model, not a curated record. The coding region runs from base 180 to 1670 and encodes 496 amino acids. NCBI's taxonomy places the organism in Eukaryota, Metazoa, Chordata, Actinopteri, Centropomidae. Gene Ontology annotation, cellular component: ribonucleoprotein complex; cytosol. Gene Ontology annotation, molecular function: mRNA binding. The transcript is spliced from 12 exons.